GGAUUGCGCUUUUGUGCUUGCCUGUCCUCCAUCACCAGCCAGCCGGGUGCUUGUUUGCGUCUUUGCGUCUUUGCCACCCACACAACGCACACGCCAGCGCUGUGCUUGGUGUUGGGAUCCCUCGGCCAACGCAACAGCAGAACAACAGGAGAAGCCAGAAGGGGUAAAAGAGAAGAGCCACCGUACCACGGGCAUACGCUCAAUUGAUUCAGCAAGCCAUUGCGGUGUUGUUGCAGUUGUUGCGGGUGUUGUUGCAGUUGUUGCUGUAUUGUCGUGCUGGGCAGACCCGUGAGUGCGCACGCACACACGAUGGAGUACUUGCGCAAAUGGGCGGAUGGGUUUGCCGGGCUGGACGAUUCUGGCCCCGCACCCGAUAUUGUUGUGGACGAGGACGUCAAGCAACAGGUCAAGUCCAUCCUUGCACCACGGUAUCGCAAAAAGAGGCAUCCUUACGGCCAGUUCAAAGGAACGGACAGAAGCAAACACGAAGAGACGAAUGGGCGCGAUCCCAAUCGCCGCGUGCGCAUCAUGCUGCCCACAUCCCACGUCGAGCGUCGGCGACGCAGGGUUCAGUCGGUGUCUCGACAGCAGCGCAGCGUGGGCGUGACACUGGCUGACGUGAUUCACAUUUACGACCAGGCGUGCCGCACCCGCAACUGUCGCCCGCUGGCGCCAAUCGUCGAGCAACUCUUGCGCGGAUCACAAGGAGACGAACAGGCAGCACGUGCGCUCACGCUAGCAGGGGUGGCGAGCGUGUCGCGGCCGCAGGUUGAGGCGCUGUGUCAGAUCAUUGCCAACAACACGUGGCUCAGAGACAUCGACGUCUCCGGUGCUGGUCUGGACGAUGCUGCUGUGCAUCUCCUCUGUCAGCACAUUCUCCUCCGGCGCUGCUGCUCAAAGCUCAACCUCGCAGACAACCACUUCUCGGCCCCGGGGAUGGGCGCGAUGUGUGACGUUUUGCAACGGAGCAUGCUGCUGACAUACCUUAACCUCUCGGGCAUCCCCUUCAACCGCAAAAUGGGGCAACUGCUCCGCGCGACGCUCCCGCGGUCCAAAUUGCACACUCUCAUCAUGCACCGAUGCGGCCUGCACGAUGUGGGCACGCUGACGCUUGUUGCCUCGGGCUGUGCUUCUUGCUCGAGCCUGCUCAACAUCAGCUUCAAAUCAAACAACAUUCCUGCUGGUGGCGGCAAGUGGGUUGCGCUGCCACUCAAGGCACAGGCCAUCGAAUGUCUCGAUCUCAGAUGCAACAACCUCGAAGAUCGCGGUGUUGCGGAUAUCGCCAUGGCUCUCGCGCAGGGCGGCAGCGUCCAGAAGCUGGUUUUGUAUGACAACAGCAUCUCUGUCCACGGCGCCAUUCGUCUCAUCAAGGCGAUCCCGAACGAUUCGCCACUGGAGUCGCUGGACCUGAGCUUGAACCCCAUUGGUCACAUCGAGACGGUCUCUGCGCUGAAGCGUACACUCCUCGGGAACACCACGCUGAAGAAUCUGUUUCUGUGGAACGUGGACAUGCGUGACGACGGUGCGAUUGCGCUGGCCGAGUUGUUGGCGGAGAACCACACACUCGAGCGCAUUGAGCUGCGACAAAACUCCAUCGGCAUGGCUGGCCUCAUGGCUCUCAGCCACACGAUUCGCUGUAACAAGACGGUCUUCAAGCUGCUGCUCGAUGUGCCCUUGCACCGCACGCAGCAAGAGGAGGACGACUUUCAGCUGAUGUACACGCAGAUCCAGCAGGCGUGUGCACGGAAUCUGGCUGCGCGGGUGCCUGUCUCCGAACAACACGAACGACGCAUGGAGCGAUUGCAGUUGCGGUCACAGCCAGAGAGCACAACGCAGCGCCACGACGACGGCUCGCCGAUGGUCGUGUUCCAUCCAGGCACUGAGGACCAUGAGCUGAUGCAGUGCUGUGGCCGUGACGGUGACAGUGAUGGUGGUGAUGACGACGACGAUGAUGAUGAUGAGGAUGAUGGUAGUGGUGAUGGUGAUGAAGGAAGUAGUAGUGCUGAUGGCAAGGAGGGUGACGUUGCGGCGAGGGCGAUGGCGGAACACGAGCGUGAAGGAGAGGCGCUCAAGCAGCAGCGAGAGGCGGUGGAGACGAGGAGGGGAGCUGAUGAUGCAGACGAGGGGGAGGGCGUCGAGGACACACACGGAACUGAGGGGACGCAGCCAGAUACUGUGGACACAGUGCAAGGCGCUGACAAGACACCAAAAAACGGGCAGCAGCAACAACAACAACAACAACAACAACAACAACAACAACAACAACAACAACAACAACAACAACAACAACAACAACAACAACAACAACAACAACAACAACAACAACAACACGAUCAGCAUGAUGCGUCGUGUGCAGACGCUGAAAGCCACACCACAAUGAACGGCGAGUCCGAAGCAGAGCCGGCAGCAGUCGAGAGCAGCAGCAGGAAGGAAGAAGCACCAGCACCUGUUAGUGGUGGUGAUGGCGGUGAUGAGGACAGAUUUGAGGCGCACACAGCUUCACUGCCACGCCCAGAGCAAGAACAAGGGAGGGAUGCACAAGAACAGCCGCAACCAGAGGAGGAGGAAGGGGAACAAGACUCGCCACAACAACAGCAGCAACAAGAACAAGAACGCCACGGUGCUGAUGAUGAUGGCGGGGACGAUGUAAUUGGUGCCGCUGUGAACAAUAUCUCUUCUCACGCCACAGACAGUGCUGCAACUAACACACACGCGAACGGCAGAAAUGGCAUGCACGGCACCGUCAAGCCAAAGUUCGUGUUGCCGGACCACACAAACCGCUCCAGCAGCAUCAGCGACAACACCGCGCGCACUGUCGCUUCCCCCACGCAGCAGCUCACAGCUGUUGACUCGCUGGAUUCCGCCGCAUAAUCGUUCCACCCGUCCCCUCUUGACCAUCACGUGGUCCCUCCCCUCUCUCACCAUCACAUGGUCCCUCUCCUUUGAUGAUCAAAGCUUUUCUCGUUCUUGCUUGCUUGCUCGCCAAUGUGUUCUGGUGCAAUGACAUGAUGUGCACACGUCGUGUUGCCCCGCGCGCUGUAUUUUUUCACUUCAACGCAUGUUCUUGUUUCCAUUUUUGUGCCCUCUUGUGUUACAUCUGCGCUUUUGUUCUUUUGUUGCCGUUGUCGUCACUGCCAACUUGCGUCAUGUAACUAUGCCGACCGCUUGCCGAAUGUGUGUGUGUGCGUGCGUGCGUGCGUGCGUGUGUGUGUGUGUUUGCAUCUUGUUGACUGACCUUCACGCUGCCAUGAUCACCAUCCCAUACACAUGAUGAUAGUUUGAG
Messenger RNA from Salpingoeca rosetta, 3283 nucleotides. RefSeq lists its product as uncharacterized. Gene Ontology annotation, molecular function: protein binding. Lineage: Eukaryota; Choanoflagellata; Craspedida; Salpingoecidae. The coding region runs from base 310 to 2871 and encodes 853 amino acids. The transcript is spliced from 18 exons. The record is from RefSeq and is a predicted model, not a curated record.